Molecule: messenger RNA, 480 nt
Organism: Cyclocybe aegerita
Lineage: Eukaryota; Fungi; Basidiomycota; Agaricomycetes; Agaricales; Hemipholiotaceae
Source: the annotation of a GenBank genome assembly
AUGUGGGGAGGAUCGAUGGCGAACAUAGUGGAACGCGGGAACGCGGCCCAGGCAGAGAUGUUCGUAGAGCAAGAGAAGAGUUUCUUUCCUGCCAUUAGGCCAAUAAGGAGAGUUCACAUCGUGGACCACUUCAGGCGGGCGACCUUCGAGAGCUUUGUCGCCCAAAACCCGCCACCGCCCGAUUACGAUAAUAUCGUCGCCAAACCAUCCAACCAGCCGUCUGGUGCACCACCAGCAUUCCCUGUCCCGAACGUCGCUCCCAGCGCUGAGGGUGACGCCGAAAUGUCGACGGUACCGUUGACAGCCUCACCACAGCCACAGGCGUCAACAUCCUCCACUGCCGGAAUCGGGAUGUUGGGAGUCCAGAUGCCGGAGCCAGAGCACCAAGCGCAGAGUCAGAAGCCGGGUUUGGGGUGGGGAAGCAGGAACCCCUUCGCCGCUGCGAUCGCUGAGCAGACGAGGAAAUUAUCGGUAGACUAA